Molecule: messenger RNA, 690 nt
Organism: Penicillium canariense
Lineage: Eukaryota; Fungi; Ascomycota; Eurotiomycetes; Eurotiales; Aspergillaceae
Product: M24 family metallopeptidase
Exons: 1
Coding region: 1-690 (229 amino acids)
Source: RefSeq, a predicted model, not a curated record
AUGGAAGCGAAGGAAGCGAAGCGGGCCGCGUUCCUUCUGGAUGCCCAAAACAAAGCCAUCCGACUCUUCGAGGAAAUCGAACGAACUCUAGUUCGUCCUGGGAUCAGCGAAAAGACAUUGAGCGACGAGAUUCACAAGCUUGGUGCCGAGCGAUACGGCGUCCGAACCCAUUGGCAUAAGCGAGUGGUUCGGAGUGGACCCAACACCUUGAGGCCCUAUGCCGACAAUCCUCCCGAUCGCAUCAUUGACCCGGACGAUAUCCUGAUCGUGGACCUCGGGCCGGUCUUCGAGGAGUGGGAGGCCGAUUUUGGCCGCACGUUUGUGCUCGGGGACGACCCGCACAAGAAAACGCUGCGCGAUGCACUCCAGCCAAUCUGGGAGAUCGUCAAAUCGAAAUUCCGCGAGAAUCCUGACAUGACCGGCGAGGAGCUAUACGAUAUCGCCUGCGGCAUUGCCCGGGAACACGGAUUCCAAUUUGGCGCUCAUAUUGCCGGGCAUAUUGUUGGCGACUUCCCCCACGAGCGCAUUCCGAAGGAUCAAACGACUCUCUAUAUCACAAAAGGAAAUAAUUCAACCAUGAAUUGUACUGGACCGGAUGGUUUCAAACGCCAUUGGAUCCUCGAGAUUCAUCUCCACGACACGGCCCGACAGAUCGGUGGGUUUACCGAGCAACUUCUCACGGUGGACUAG